GAGUUUUCUAAGCUAAGAGUAACAAGAUGUCUGGACGUGGUAAGGGUGCCGGUAAGGCCAGAGCCAAGGCGAAGUCCCGCUCCUCCCGGGCCGGGCUUCAAUUCCCGGUCGGCAGAGUCCACAGGCUGCUGAGGAAGGGUAACUACGCUCAGCGUGUCGGUGCCGGAGCCCCGGUGUACCUGGCGGCGGUGCUGGAGUACCUGACCGCUGAGAUCCUGGAGCUGGCCGGAAACGCUGCCCGCGACAACAAGAAGACCAGGAUCAUCCCCCGUCACCUGCAGCUGGCUGUCCGCAACGACGAGGAGCUCAACAAGCUGCUGGGCGGAGUGACCAUCGCUCAGGGCGGCGUGCUGCCCAACAUCCAGGCUGUGCUGCUGCCCAAGAAGACCGAGAAGCCCGCCAAGAAGUAAACACGGAACCGGUUCCUCAACUACACAACAACACAACAACAAAACAACGGCUCUUUUAAGAGCCACAACCGACAUCUAAAGAUCAUGUUCCGUUAAUAUCUGAAACACGCUAAUGUUCUAGUCCUGAGAUAUAAAAGCAAACCGCUUGUUCUCUCAUCAGUGUGAUUAGAGCUACUUGCUACUGUCACUACAGAAUUUGCCAGAGAACUUUUCCUUGAAUUCACAUUAAAAUCACUUUAUUCAUUGUGCAGAAUAACAUUUCGUUUGCACAGUGAAAUUGUUAAAAUGUGGUUUGUAACACUAAUUAUAAUUUAAGAGAUGAGAAUGAAAUGGUUAAAAUGAGGCUCAGGACAAAACCAGACAAAAACAAAGAUAUGAACAUAAAGUUGAUGUUUCAUCGUCACGUGGUGAGGAUUCAUCUUAUUAUUCACCCAAAAUAUUACUUCUCUCUACUGCUGCCAUUCUGUGUUUCUUUGCAUCUGAGCACUUUUAAAAUACAUUUGAAAUCCGAGUCAG
Messenger RNA from Thunnus maccoyii (southern bluefin tuna), 926 nucleotides. Its product is annotated as late histone H2A.L3. NCBI's taxonomy places the organism in Eukaryota, Metazoa, Chordata, Actinopteri, Scombriformes, Scombridae. The record is from RefSeq and is a predicted model, not a curated record. Gene Ontology annotation, cellular component: nucleosome. Gene Ontology annotation, molecular function: structural constituent of chromatin; protein heterodimerization activity; DNA binding. The coding region runs from base 27 to 410 and encodes 127 amino acids. The transcript has a single exon.